Drosophila bipectinata is the source of this 501-nucleotide messenger RNA. The record is from RefSeq and is a predicted model, not a curated record. NCBI's taxonomy places the organism in Eukaryota, Metazoa, Arthropoda, Insecta, Diptera, Drosophilidae.
AUGAGGAUGAAGCUGGUGUUGUUCUUGAUAUUUUUCCAAUAUCUUUCCAAUUUUUCCAAUUCCGUGGACAAAAGUUUUGAUGACUUCGAUUAUUGUUAUUUGAAGUCUGUGAACCGGAGCUAUAAGUACUUCUUCAUAAAAGUGAACUUAUUCAAAACGCCCAUUACUAAAAUUAAAGUUACUGGAUUAGUAUAUAAAAGGUUCAAUGGUUACCGCCCCUUCUUUUACAAUGUUACUGUGGAUUUCUGUAGGCUUCUGAGUGGUGUCAAUAAAAAUCCAAUCGCUAAUUAUUUGUAUAAUUUCAUUAGCACCUAUUCCAAUAUUAAUCAUACGUGUCCUUAUGAUCAUGAUCUCUUAAUAGAAAAGCUUGAUGCCAACUUUAUGAACUACCAAGUUACAAAAGUUCUUCCUGUUCCGGAGGAUGAUUAUCUUUUGGAAGUGCAUUGGAUUGCUUAUGAUAUAGAGAGAGCGGUUGUACAAUUUUUCGGUACAAUUUCAUAA